Molecule: messenger RNA, 907 nt
Organism: Durusdinium trenchii
Lineage: Eukaryota; Dinophyceae; Suessiales; Symbiodiniaceae
Source: the annotation of a GenBank genome assembly
GCGACGUAGAAAUGCAUUCCUUUGGGCGCCCCAACGUGGAAUUGGCCCAGUUCGCUCAUGCCGCAUUAUGCCCUUUGGUGACAGAGCGGUAGGUCACACCGAUGUUGAGGUAUGGGCUAUGUAGGCGCAGAAUUGAAAGAGGAUGCGUCGGUGGUGGAGCUAGAGCUGCUCCGGAGUGUGAUGUGUGGAGUCGCAGAGCCCGCGGAGAGCUCUGGAAGGUCCAGCGCGUCCAGCGCUUUCGGCUUCCGCCGCGACCGCCGAGCACUGUGUGCAGCGCUGCAUGCCGCAGAUCCAGCGCUUGCACCGCCGCCGCAAGCAACUCCAGACAUCGGGAUGGCAGAGUUGGCUAGAGACUAUGUCCAGCAUUUGCGCACCCAACAGGGAGCAGUGCCAUCAGCGUGGCGAGGUCUCAAUUGGACGGUCCCGUUGAGAAGAUUCAAAGACAAGGAUCGGCAAAUCCUAUCUCCUUCAUUCGUUGUCCGCCUCGAUGAUGAGCCUGCUGACUUCAAGGUCAUUCUCCGGUCUGAAAAGGACAGCAGCUUCGCCAGAUCUGGCGGAAAAGGAUUCGUGGAGGUGAAACUCGUCAGUGAGAUUCCAAGCUGGAGCCGCUUGCGCCUGCAGCUGACACUUGGCGGGCUGCCUUGCGCGGUACAAGAUCAUGAUUUUUCAGUUGGUGUUGUUGCUCGUUUUGGGGAAGGUGGCUGCAAAGAAAGGCCAAAGAUCUUCAACUUUACGGAGGCCCUGACAGAUUUGGUGGUAGUGCUUGAAGUUAUGCCCGUGCCAGCUGCAAGUGAGAUGCCCAAGAAGCCGCAGAGCAUUUUUUUGUAGACUUCCUGACCGCUGGCUGCGAUCAAGAAAUGAUGGGCGAUCUCAUGCCCUGACCACAUUUUAAUACGUUUGUUUUGAG